UGCUUGGAAGGAGUCAGUCUUCGUUUGAUAGGGGACUCGCUUCAUUAGCUUACAGAGCUACUUUCCGACCCAAGAUGGGGGAUACUAAGCUCUGUCUUUUGCUGCUGCUGAGCUCUUACGCUCUAGCUCAACAAGACGUGGGGAGUGCAGAGGAAUCGACUCCAACAUGUCUCUUGGCAAAACGCUACAAGAACUUCAGGAACUACGUGUACCAGUAUGAAGCUGAAACCUACAAUACCGUGAAUGGAGCCAGCGACACUAAGAACGGACCCAAAGUCAGCUGUAAGGUGGAGAUCGAUGUCCCUCAGACAUGCAGCUUCAUCCUGCGCACCACCGAGUGCUCCCUGAGCGAGUUGGUGGAUGGCGUCUACAGGCCCUCCUCCGAGACAGACGCUUUCCGCGUCGCCAUGGAGAAGAACUCCCUGAAGGUGGCUGUUAAGGGCGAGACCGAAGUCAAACUGUUCCCAGAGCAGGAUGAGCCCACCAACAUCCUGAACAUCAAGAGGGGUAUUGUGUCUGCCUUGAUGGUGCCUUCUCUGGAGGAGGACAAGAACAACAACAUGGCCACCGUCCAUGGAGUCUGCCAGACUGGCUUCAAGGUCAACGCCAGGGAGGACAUUGCCACUGAUGUGACUAUCACCAGGGAUUUGUCUGCCUGUGACGGCUUUGUGGCACAGAGAGAGGCCACCAGCCCCCUGGCCAUCAUUACCGGCAUGCACUAUCCUCUGUCCAAGCUGAUCGAGAGCACCCAGACCUGCACCUACCAGUUUGACAACCAGAAGAAGCACAUGACCUCUGGCAGCUGCACAGAGAAGCACAUCCUCCUGCCCUUCUCCAACAAGAACGAGUAUGGAGUCUCCUCAAUGGUGAAACAGACACUGACUCUGGAGGGAACAAACAAGAUCAACGACAGAAUCUUUGACUAUGAGGAGGCCAACCAGAAGACUCUUUCCAUGGAGGCCGCUGAUGACAAGAACACCAUCCAGACCACAGAGGCCAUGCUGACCACCUUCAAGGAGCUCAUCAAUCUCCCCGAGUCCCAGGCUCACCAGAGGGCCAGCACCUUCCAGAAGCUGGUGUCCGAGCUCCGUACCUUGACCUACGAGACCAUGAAACCUGCCCUCAAGGAGAUGGUGGACACCAACGUGCCCCUGACCUUCCAGUCCCUGGGCCAGUGCGGAACCCCUGAGUGUACCAGCGCCAUUCUGCAGAGCCUCAGGCACUUUGACGUCGACGCCCUUGAAAUCGAUGCUGCCACCUACGCCGUGGCAAGGCUGUCCAACCCAUCCGCUCGUCUGGUCCAGGACAUCCUUGAGAUGGCCAAGUACAAGCAGAGCAAGGCCAUCAUGUUCGCCCUGAGCCACGUGACCAAGAGGCAAUUUGUGGCCGAGGGCAAGAUCACCCCUGAGAUUGUUGCAGUCUCUGAGUUCAUUGCCACCAUCCUUGGAGGUGACUGUGCUGGGGACAAGGAUGCCACCUUCCUCGCCCUGAGGGUCAUUGGAGACAUGGGACUAGUCAUGGAGGAAGCAGAUCCCACUCUGCAGAGCACUCUGCUCAAAUGCAUGAGACAGCCAACCACCACCUUGUCCGUCCAGGUCGCUGCCAUUCAGGCCUUCAGACAGAUGUCCACGACUGAUGAGGUGCGCUCCAACCUCCAGCGUGUAGCCCAGUACGCCAAGGGUGCCGUGCAGAAGAGGCUGGCUGCCUACCUUAUGGUGAUGAAGACCCCAGAGGACCCCAGCAACAUUGAGAUGGUGAAGAAGAUCCUCACUCAGGACAAGAACGUUCAGGUCAAGGCCUUUGUGGCCUCCCACGUCAACAACAUCAUCAACUCCAACGAUCCCUGGACAUCUACGUGGGGUAAGGACAUGGCUGAGGCCCUCCAAGGCAUUGAGGUUGAUGCCUCAGGCGACAUCAGAGAAUACUCUCGUAAUUACAAGACAGACGCUUACAUGCCCCAGGGUGAUGUUCACACAAGCAUGCAGGGCAAUGUCAUCUUUGACCCAAGCAGCCAGCUCCCCAGGGAGAUUAUGCUUCAGACCACCCUGCAGGUCUUUGGACAGAGAGUUGACCUCUGGGAGUUUGGCAUGGAGGGUAAAGGCUUCGAGCCAACCAUUGAGGCUUUGUUUGGGAAGAACGGCUUCUUCCCUGACACAGUGUCAAAGGCCAUGUACUGGACUGGAGACAAGAUGCCCGAGAAGAUGGUUGAGAUUCUGGAGAACUGGGGAAUACCCAUGAAGACUGACAAACAGGUGCCUGAGAAUCUGAUGAGGGAGGUUGUGCGCAACUUCAACAAGCUGGCCAAGAACGUGAAAGCCCAGGAGUCUCCAGAGGCCAUGGCCUACUUGAGAAUUCUGGGAACUGAGCUUGGUUACAUCAAAGCUAACGAGCUUAUGGAAUAUGCCGAAUGGACCCACAUGUAUACUACUGGUCUCGCCAUGCAAUUGUCCAAACACUACCUGCGAGAGUGGACCUCUGGCACCGACAACACAGUCACUGCCCACUACAUCCUCAUGGACAACGGGUUCUCCCUGCCCACGGCCACUGGCUUCCCUCUCAAAGUUGCUCUGUCUGCCACCAUUGUUCCCAGAGCUAAGGGAGGACUGAAUAUUGCACAGCCUGUGCAAGAGCUGUCCUUCAUGCCCUCCAUGGGUCUGGAGUUCGUGACAAAGAUGGGAGUCCACAUCCCCAAAUUUAUGGAUACUGGUCUUGAGAUGCACACCAACAUGUACCAUGAGAGCAAGCUCAAUGCCAAAAUCACCAUGGCCAAGAACCAGAUCAAACUGUCCAUCCCUGCCCCUGAAGGCUCCACCCAGUUCUUCCGAGUCAGCAACAGACUCCUGUCUGUGAGCUCUGGCCAGGCCACCCUUAUGCCCUCUGUGUCUGAGGCAAGAACCAAUGUCCAGGAGUGCGCCCCUCUCUUCAGUGGAAUCAAGUACUGCACCACCGCACGCUACUCUAUGGCCAACUCUGAUGAUGCACCCUAUUUCCCCCUCAAUGGAGAGACCAAGUUUGCUGUUGACAUUGAGCCUACUGGUGAAGUCUCUGAGUACACUGCCACUGUUACUUACGAUGUGCUCUCUGAGGGCAAAGAGGGUCGCCAGAAGGUCGAUUCCAUCAAGGUGGCUCUGAAGGCAGAAGGAUCUCAGCCCACCGAGGCCUCUGCUGCCAUUAAGUACAACAGGAACAGGAACGUCCUCACCACCAGCAUCCAGAUCCCUGAUUACGAUGUGGAGGCGGGCAUCAAGGUUGGCAUGACCGACAGCAAGUCCAGAGGAAAGCAGAUCACCAUUGACGUCAGCAACCACAACAUCCCCAAGAUGUCCCUUAUUGCACGCGCCAAGAUGGAGGCCAUGAGGGAAGGUCUGGUGCAGGCACAGCUGAUUGUGCCUUCCAUGAGCACUGAUGCAACCCUGACUGCUACUCUGAGGAAGGAUGCUGAUCUUACCCUGGAAGUUGAGAGUGACAUCAAGCUCCCAGAGACCAACUCCUUGCAGAGGGUCACCUUCAGAUAUGGAGAGGAGAACAUGGAGGUGCAGGUUAAAUCAGACAUGAACACAGAAAUCCACAAGAUGCUGCCAAGCACAGAGUCUGCCCAGAGCUGGCUGGAGCAACUGAGCCAGGACAUCCUGGACCAGAAGGUGGUGAAGACCGACAUGAAACUGCGUCACAUCUACAACAAAGCUAUUGAGGCUUCCCAGAUCUGGAUGGACAAGGUUUCCACCAAUGCUCCAUACAUUGCACAGCUGAGACAGAACAUGCCAGAGCUCGUCAUGCCCACCAUGCCUGAGAAGCUGUACCUGCAAACGGAGGGUGCAUUCAAGUACCAGUUCAACAAGGACACAAUCACUGUGACCAUCCCCCUGCCAAUGGGCGGAAAGUCCUCCGAGGACCUAAGCAUCCCCUCUGUUGUGUCGACCCCUGAGAUGUCUGUUCACCAGGUUGGUCUGAUGGUUCCUUCCCAGCAGUUCACUGUCCCAGCCUUCUCCAUCCCAUCGGAGUACGACCUGACACUGCCCAUGUUCGGCAUGGCUGAGGUCUCUGCCAAGGUCAACAGCAACCUCUACAACUGGGAGGCCACCGUCUCUGCUGGCAAUGACUCUGUUGAGGCUCCUGCCUACGUUGCCAAGUACAGGAUUGCAGCUGACAGCCCAAUUGACAUCCUGUCCUACACCACUGAAGGAUCAGCAAGAAUUUCUGAUGCACCUCUGGAAACCUUGAAGACAGCAGUGACUUUCAGCCUGAACCACAAGUACCUUACCACACGCGUGAACAUGGAACAAUCCAACAUUAUCCAAGACAGCGUGAAGGCAACAGGCCAGUAUGAGAUCGAAGCAUUCAGCCCUCUGGGUAUGCAGACAUCCCUGAAGUGUACUCUUCAGACCUCCGUUGCCUCUGAGAUCAAUGGAGACUUCAACGUGGAUGGAUCAUUCACUCUUGGUUCAGUCUCUGGAAGCACCAGUCUCACCUCCACCUACUUGGUUAACCCUGGCACAGAAGCCACAGCCGAAUCAACAUUCAGAAUGAGCACCCCAAUUGCCCAAAUUAGGAACAAAAUGAAGUUGUCUGUUACCCCAGACCAGAAGUCCUUUGAGUCCACCACCAAUGUCAACCAUGAGGUUGUCAAGCACACAACCAAGCUCACCAUUGAACACAAGGAUGCUGAGUUCACCGUGAAGACCGACUGUAUGACCAAGGCUGCUGAGAGGAUGCUGCGCAACCAGUUUGAUCUUUUUGCCACCAUGGAGAAGGUCAGUGUGAGGUUCGAUUCUCAGGUUGAUGACCAGGCAAACCGUGCCGUGGCUGCCAUCAUGGCAUCCCUGGACAACAAUGGCCUGGAGAUGAAUGCUGAUGCUUCCCUCAACUAUGAUGAAAACCGCAGUGCCCACAAGGGUGUCUUGCUUCUGAACAGAAAUGGCCUGACCACGAGCUGCACCACCAACCUGCAGAUCUCUGCUCUGAAUGUGGAAAAUGCUGUCCAGGGUACCUUCGACUCAACUGGUGCCACCAUGUCUGUUUCCGGCAAGGGAACCUUCCAGGAGAAUAGCUCCGAGCUGAAGAUCGAUGGCAAGGCUGGUAUGUCUGAGGUACAUCUGAAUGGCUUGUUCAAGGCUGAUCUCUUUGAUGGCAACACUAGGAACCUGGUGAACUUCCGUCUGAAUGAAGAUGGCCUGGUCCUCUCUAACAGCAUGGCUGCAUCUUAUAAUGAGAUCACCACUGACACCACUCACUCUCUGAAGAUCAACCAGGCAUCACUGAAAUUCACCUCAGUGUCUGACAACAUCAUUAGUGAGAGCAACUCCUACAAGCAUGACAUUGCCAUUGAUGUGCAGAGAUACAUUUUGGCCAUGAUUGUGAACAACGAUCUCAAGAUCUUGGGUGCCAACUUCAUCAAUAAUGCCAAGUUUGAUGCAGAGCCUUUCAAGAUGUCAGCCACCGGACUUCUGAAGGGAGCCUAUGGCGAGGAGGAGCUGAGACACACCUAUGAGAUUACCUAUGCUGACAGGACUGCCUCUACUAAGUGCACCAGCAACGGAAAACUCCUGGGUGCCCAGAUGACCCACAGCUCUGAGCUGGAAAUCGCUGGACUCUCUGCCAAGUACAACGGAGAAGCUCGUUUCAACUCCCCAGUCUUGCGUCUCUCUGGUACCAUGACGACUGAUGUGAAGCCCUUCACCGUGACUGUUGAUGGCAUCCUCAACUCUGACGGGGAGCUGAGCCUGUAUGGAAAACAGACAGGAGAACUGUACAGCAAAUUCCUCCUCAAGGCUGAGCCUCUGCAUGUCACACACUCACUUGAAUGCCGGGCCUCUUCCUCUCAUGAGCUGGACAAUGGAGUCACUGUUGCAACCAGCUUCCAGAACAAGAUCGACAGUCUGCUGGUUCCCGAAGAGCAGAGCAUCUCCAUGAAAAUGGAAUCCAAGGUGAACAACCAUGCCUUCGACCAGGAGGUCACUGCCUACAACAAAGCUGAGAGAAUGGGAAUGGAGCUGACCGGCACCAUCUCCACCAACCUCCUGAACAAGGAUGGUGAUAACAACCAAGACUUUGCCAUCUCUGGUUUCCUGAAGUACGACAAGAAUAGUGACAGCCACAUCAUUGAGAUGCCUUUCAUGGAUGUCCUGCCAGUCAUCAUGGAAAAGCUGACCAUGACUCUUCAGAGAGUGACAAGACACACCAUUGACAUGCUGGAAGACAUUGAUGCCAAGUACAACAUCAGGGCUACUUUUGAGGAGAAGACAACUGAGCUUAAAGAAGUCAUCGAGAGUUUCGAUGUGAACAUGUUUGUGCAGGACUUGAAGAACUUCAUCAACUCCAUCAGCAUUGACAAGUAUGUGCAAAUUGUGCGUGAUAUUGUUCCCACCGAGGAAAUCACCAGGGUCCUGAAAUCUAUCUGGCAAACCAUUGUCACCUGGGUCAAGAAAAACAACAUUGUUGAGAAACUGAAUGCAGCCUACAUGAAGGUUGAAGAGAUUGUGGCCCAGUAUGAGAUUGAGAACAUCAUUGAGCAAGCCAUGAAUAAUGCUGUGGAGAUUAUGAAGCAAUACAAGGUGAAGGAAACAAUGCAAGAAGCUGUUGAGACUCUGAAAUCAGUUGACUUCCAACCACUGAUUGAGAAACUCACAGAGAUGCAGAACAAACUUGCUGAGGAACUGAAGGCAUUUGACUUCCAGCAGAUGAUGGAUGACCUCAAAGAAUAUCUGAACAGAAUCCUGGAGAACAUCAAGUCUGUUGACUUUGAGAGCUAUGCUGAAGUUGCAAAACAAAGAUUUGUCGAGAUGAGCCGUGUGCCUUGCUUUGGUAAGCUGUAUGGUGAGUUCAAAAUCACUUCCCCAGAGCACAACCUGGCAACCACAGCUGAGUUCCUGAACUCAACAACCACAUCUGAAACACCAGAGUUCAGUGCUACCCUCAACUCUCAACUGACAUCUACCUUUGACCUUUUGGCAUACAAUAUUGACGCCACUGCUCACAUUGCUGCCCCUAAGAGAAACCGCCUGUCUCUUACUGAAUCAGUCAAAGUGAACCACAUGUCCUUCUCUGUGGACCACCAGGGAUCAACAACUCUCUAUGGCAUCACAGGUCAGGCCUCUGCCAAGACCACCAUCAAGGCAACCACUGAGCCCUACACUGCUGAGUUUGUCAACAAUGCCUUCCUUGCAUUGGAGAGUGGAUUUUCCACCACACUGGAGACCUCCUACAACCACAAAGUGAACAUGCCAGUGGCCAACAUCUUCAGUGAGACAACAAUGACCCAGAAGAGUCUUGCCCAGCUUGAGGCUGGUACCAUCACUGUGACAAUGGGCAAUGAGGGAAGCGGAAAAUGGGCCAUUUCUGAGUAUUCUGAUGAAGGCACCCACAAGAGCGACCUGGAGAUUGUGCUGAACCCCGAAACUGGCAAGAUUACAUUCUCUGCUGUGACCAACAGUGACCUUCUUAAAACAAAGCAGAACAUGAAUGCUGAGGCCACACCUUUCUCUCGCAUCAGCAUGGACGCCCGCACUGAGACUGAGACCUCCUUCAUUAAGAGCAGCAUUGUGGAGCUGAAGGGAGAAGUUCAGGUGGAGGAGGCCAGACUUCUGCUGACUGCCACCCACAACACUGAGAUGACUGGCAGGGUUGAGGGAGUCAUUGCCAACUCACUUGAAUUUGAGGUCACACCCUUCAACGUCCGUUUUGACAGCAAGAACAAGGAGAACACCAAGCUCUCUCUCCCCUUGAAGAUGUCCGGAAAGGUUGAUCUGCAGAAUGAUUUUGCUUUCAUUGUGAACCCUGCUGAGCAGCAAUCCACCUGGACAGGCCUUGCUCGUUUCAACCAGUACAAAUAUUCCCACUUCUUCAGCAUGGGCAACGGCGAGAAGGAGAUGCACGUCUCUGCAACACUCAAUGGCGAUGCUAAUCUUGAGAUGCUGAUGGUUCCCAUUAACAUUCCUGCGAUGACUGUGCCCUUCAUUGGAAUCACCACUCCAUCUGUGUAUGAAUGGUCCCUCUGGGAAGAUGCUGGCCUGAGGCAAAUCCUGAUCACACCUCAGCAGACUUUCACCCUGGACUCCAAGCUGAAGUACACAAAGAAUCCCGAGAUGAUGACGGUUGAGAUCGACAUGGAGCCAGUGUUCAAUGCCAUCAAUAAGAAUGUCAAUGUUGUGCGCAAACAGCUUGAGCAGGGCAAAGACAAGGCAGCUGACCUUCUGUCCAUCUCCUACAACCAGGCCAAGGAGCAGUAUGAGAAGCUAAACAUUGAGGUGCCUAACACCAUCCCUAUGCCUUCCAUUUCCAUGCCAACUCUGCGCAUGCCAGCUGUUCUCCGUAAGUUCAAACUGCCAAAGGUUUCCAUGCCCAACAUGCAGCAGACUCUCCUGAUCCCCACCAUGGGUGACCUGAACUACGAGUUCUCCCUGAAGACUGCCAUGCUCACUCUGAAUGCCAAUGCUGAUCUCCUCAACCAGGACAACAUCAUUGCACGCUUCAAUGCCCAGUCUGCUUCUGAGUUCCCCAUCCUGAACGCUAAGUCAUCUGGAACCUCGACCCUCAACACUGCUGAUGGUAUGAGCCUUGGCACCACACUCUCCUUGGAGCACGCCAUGCUUGAGGGAAGUCACACCGGCACCAUCACCCUGAACAAGGAAGUCACAGAAGCAUCCAUUGCAAAUGUUGCAAAGAUUAACCUGGCCUCAGUGGCCGUUGAGAUCCACCAGGAGCUGACAGGAAACCCUGUGGAGGGCCUGAACAUCUUCAUGUCCUCCCCAAGUGCUGGUCUUCUUGGAGUGCAGAUGCAGACAAAGAGCGCAAACAACCUGAACGGCAGACUUUACAGCAGAUAUCCGUCAGAGCCACAAACUGAUGUGGACAUCCUGGGCAUUGAGAUGAAUGUUGACUCCAACAAACUGAACAUCCAGACAAGCUGGAACAUGGAGGUGCCACGUGAGAUGCUUCUGGGCAUUAAGGAUAGAGUGCCAGAAAUCACUUCCACAUUCAACAUCAAGGAUAUGAUGAGUGAACAAGCUGAUGCUGUCUACAAAAUUAUCGAAAGGCUCCAGCUUUAUUUGCAGCAUGCUGAACAUUACCUCAAAGACCAGGCAGAGCAGAUCUAUGCCAGAGCUGCAGAGAUGAUGAGAGACACUGACCUCGCUGAACUUCCCAGCAAGGUCUCCGAACAUGCCAAAAUCCUCCUGGAGAAGUACGAGACGCUCUUCAACACCCUGGUAGAUGCUGCACUCACCUUCCUGAGGGAGACUAAAUUCCAAGUCCCUGGUUAUGAUGAGAAGCUGUCUGUCUUUGAGAUCUACGCAGAGAUCAGCACCUUCAUUGGUGACUUUACUGAAGAUGCCAUAACAAGAAUUCCUGAGAUGCUGGCUUCUUAUAGUGAGGCUGCAAUCGAGUACAUCAGGAAUGUUGAGUUCACAAUGCCUGGCUCCAGCCACAUCGUCAGUGGAAGAGAAAUCUUGGAUGACCUGACAACCUUUUUCAAGAAGAUCCAACGUCAAAUCAUCACCACCGUGAAGGACCUCAGUAACAUCAGCUUGGAGACCAUUGUGCAGAAGCUGUCAGAGUUUAUGCGCACUGCUAUUGACAGGACAAGAGACUUCAUCACCUCCCUGACAUCACAAGAUCUCAGCACUGUUGUUGAGUGGGCCAAGGAUGUGUACACCGAUUUCAUCAACUCAGGAAUCAUCCGUCGCAUCACUGAUGGAGCUGCUGAAGCUUUGAGUGUCGCCGAGCAAUACUACAUGCAGCUGAAAUUUAGAUUCGAUGAAGUCUUUGUCGACUUCUCCCUUGAACAGCUGAAUGCAGACAUCCAGGCCUGGAUUCAGUCCAUCAUCGAGCGACUCACUGACUUCCAGAACAACAUCUCAGAAUACCUGGUUGAGGUUUCAGAGAAAACCAAGGCUCACGUGACCGUUAGUGACGAUAAGAUUGAUGUUACCAUCCCUUUCCCAUUCAAACUUGCAUAAACCUACAGACUGUCAUCAUGCUGUUAACACCAAACUGAACUCUACUGUCCACCAAAUGUGGUGAAAACUGUCAACUACCUGCCUGAAGUGGCUUGAAAUGAAAGUGAAUGCUGUAUUAAACUAGUAUGCAAUAAGAAUACACUUCCACCAAAUGUUAAUGCUACUUUUGUGUUCUAUUUCUUUUGACUUUAGUCACAAAUUCCCCUCUCAAUGUCUACCUUGUUAUUCUAUUUAAAAAAAAAACUGAAGGUAAAGUAUUAAUAAAGACCAUUUGUACUGCA
Messenger RNA from Sardina pilchardus (European sardine), 10234 nucleotides. RefSeq names its product apolipoprotein B-100-like. Gene Ontology annotation, biological process: lipoprotein transport; cholesterol transport; triglyceride mobilization. The coding region runs from base 75 to 9953 and encodes 3292 amino acids. The record is from RefSeq and is a predicted model, not a curated record. NCBI's taxonomy places the organism in Eukaryota, Metazoa, Chordata, Actinopteri, Clupeiformes, Clupeidae. Gene Ontology annotation, cellular component: mature chylomicron; very-low-density lipoprotein particle; low-density lipoprotein particle. The transcript is spliced from 26 exons. Gene Ontology annotation, molecular function: low-density lipoprotein particle receptor binding; cholesterol transfer activity.